This is a messenger RNA of Doryrhamphus excisus (bluestripe pipefish), 2089 nucleotides long. It is a transcript of the gene coq10a, whose product is annotated as coenzyme Q10A. Gene Ontology annotation, cellular component: mitochondrion. Gene Ontology annotation, molecular function: ubiquinone binding. Gene Ontology annotation, biological process: cellular respiration. Lineage: Eukaryota; Metazoa; Chordata; Actinopteri; Syngnathiformes; Syngnathidae. The record is from RefSeq and is a predicted model, not a curated record.
UAUGUGCGCAAUCAGGCAAGAGAACAAAGCGUUUGUCCCACCGGCGUUUUGUAGCAACUAGAAGGUCGAGCGGAGUCAGGCAGCGAAAUCAGGAAAAACACAAACAAAAGAAGACAAUAUCGACAUUAAACCUGCUAUUUUUGUUGAUAGGUUACGAUGUCAGGGCGUUCGUCGUGAUGUUUUUGCUUUAUGUCGCGAAGCUUGGGAAUCUUACGAAAGCUUGCUAGCUAGCUAGUAUUAGCUAGCGGUUAGCUAGCGUCACUGGUUACGUUGACAGCCAGCUAGCUAAUGCUAUUUUCUUGACACGUAUUACCCUUUGACUCUUCCGUUUUCUUUUUGUUUUUUGUUUUUAAAUUAAAAUUUCGACUGAAGUGUUGUGCCAGUAAGAGCGAGUGUCUGCUGCCUUCAUGGCAACCACGGCUAGUGCCCGGAGGUUGCCCAUGGGUGUGCGGACUUUCAGCGACUAUCUCCAGCUUGCUAUCGCGGGCUCUCCUCGGUCGUGCCGGCCGGCGGUGCCUCGAAUGUGCAGCCGGCAGAACAUCAGACAUUUGUCCUCCUGCGGCAUCCUGAUGACCCGAUCGCCCAGAGCGGCGCUGUGCCUCCACGACUGGGACGCGGCCAUGGCGAGUCUCCCCCAAAGCCGGAACUUCAUCAGCCUGACCAACAAGAGGAAGGAGUACUCUGAGCGCAGGAUCCUGGGGUAUUCCAUGCUGGAGAUGUACGACGUGGUGGCCAACGUGGACGACUACAAGCACUUCGUCCCGUGGUGCAAGAAGUCCGUGACGGUGGCCAAGCGCUCCGGCCACUGCAGGGCCCAGCUGGAGGUGGGCUUCCCGCCCGUGGUGGAGCGCUACACCUCCAUGAUCACCAGCGUCAGGCCUCACCUGGUCAAGGCCGUUUGCACGGACGGGAAGCUCUUCAACCACCUGGAGACCAUCUGGCGCUUCAGUCCCGGCAUUCCCGGAUACCCUCGCACCUGCACUGUGGACUUUUCCAUCUCCUUCGAGUUCCGCUCGCUGCUGCACUCCCAGCUGGCCACCAUGUUCUUCGACGAGGUGGUCAAGCAGAACGUGGCCGCCUUCGAGCGCCGCGCCUGCAAGCUCUACGGCCCCGAGACCCGAAUCCCACGAGAGCUCAUGUUCCACGAGGUCCACCAGACGUGACGGCGCCUCCUCCUCCUCCUCCUCCGCUCGCCUCACCCCGGCCUUAAAAGUCCCGCCUCCUCCCGCAUGAUGCUUGAAUGACAGCGCCCCCCCCCUGCAGUCUACCUCCUCACGUGUACAAAAAACAGCAACACUAGAAGAAUAAACCGCAAAACCUGCUUUUCAUUUUAGUUGAAAGACUUUUAUUGUGAAGGAGGGGAAGCGCCAUCCACGACUGAUGACAAAUCAAUACUUUCAUGCAUCCUAGUCUGCUAAACAUCCCUUUUUUUUCAUCAUUUAUGACUUGCUUUAGUUGGGGGAGGGGGGGGCAGAUGUGUGCCAUCUUUCUUUCGUGUUGUUGCCGUGUGCAGUCAAGUUUGCACCAUUACUUUGCACCAUUAUUUUGCACAUGUUACUGGACUGCCAGUGCAUUGUUCAUUUCAUUUUAGAACGCGCUAUUGCACAUAAACAUUAUCAGGAAUUUACCCCCGAAUUGGACCCCUCCCUUUCCUUUUCCUAAGGAAAACAUGCUAAAUGGAUUUCCUUUUAAAAGUAAAAAGUUGGAUUUUUUAAAAAAUCCCACAAAAGUCCCCCAAAUUAACUUUUUUUCCUUAAUUUACAUUUGUUACAAAGCCAAAAUGGAUGUCCUUUUACGACUAGAUGUGAAUAUUUUUCCAAAAAAAGAUUUUCAGACCAUUUUUUAAAAAUAGAUUUUACUGAUUAUCAAGGGAAAAACUAAAAGGGAAUUUUGGUUUAUUAAAUAAAAAGGAACAAAAACCACAAAAUGACACUUUGGGCUACAAAAUAAAUGCUCAAAGUAACAACACACGGUGUGUUUUUUUGUUGUUUUUGCACAUGCAUGGAUGCAAGUAGAAAUGGUGCCAAUUGAUUGUAAAAAAAAAUGUUAUUGCUACCAAAGGACUGACUUUUCUUUUUGGGGGGGGGGG